Messenger RNA from Eutrema salsugineum, 2037 nucleotides. RefSeq lists its product as uncharacterized. The record is from RefSeq and is a predicted model, not a curated record. Lineage: Eukaryota; Viridiplantae; Streptophyta; Magnoliopsida; Brassicales; Brassicaceae. The transcript is spliced from 4 exons. The coding region runs from base 1 to 2037 and encodes 678 amino acids.
AUGGAUGAGACGUACAAGCUAAGGACUGAUUGGUAUCAUCAUGGGGAAGUAAACUGUGGGUCUGACGAAGCAAGGAAAGUGAUAAGAGAGUGGAACGAGGAGAUUGUAGGGUUGUAUCAAGCUGUCGAAUACUUGGAUGAAGAGUUAGCUAACAAGACGGACUUAUGCGAUGUUGCUGAAGGUUUAGACAAGAGAGAAGACGAGUUUCUAGCUAAACUUGCUGAUGCCGAAACGCCAUUGUAUCCAAGUUGUGCCAGCCAUAGCAAGCUAUCAGCAAUUGUAUCGUUGUUUAGGCUGAAGACUCAGAAUGGGUGGUCGGACAAGAGCUUCAACGAGCUGUUAGAGACACUGCCGAGUAUGUUGCCGGAGGAUAAUGUGCUUCACACCUCGUUGUAUGACGUGAAGAAGUUCCUCAAGUCUUUCCAUAUGGGGUACGAGAAGAUCCAUGCCUGUGUUAAUGAUUGUUGUCUUUUCAGAAAGGGGUUGAAGAAGUUAGACAACUGUCCCAAGUGCAAGACAUCAAGAUGGAAGACUAACUUCCAAACCGGUGAACUUAAAAAAGGUGUCCCUCAGAAAGUUUUGAGGUACUUUCUCAUCAUUCCGAGGCUGAAGAGGAUGUUUAGGUCAGAGCAAACUGCUAAGGAGCUACGGUGGCAUUUUACUAACAAAAGUAAUGAUGGAAAGCUGUGUCAUCCCGUAGACUCCGUAACAUGGGACCAGAUGAAUUCCAAGUACCCGUUGUUUGCCGCAGAAUCAAGGAACAUUCGGCUAGGUCUAUCUACCAACGGUUUCAAUCCAUUCAGCAUGAAAAAUACAAGGUAUUCUUGUUGGCCUGUAUUGUUGGUGAAUUAUAAUAUGGCUCCAGACUUGUGUAUGAAGAAGGAGAAUAUCAUGCUUUCCUUGUUGAUUCCUGGACCGUAUCAACCUGGCAACAGUAUAGAUGUGUACUUGGAGCCACUGAUCGAUGACCUCCAACGAUUGUGGGACAUUGGAGAGCAAACGUAUGAUGCAUUCAGUAAAACCACAUUCACAAUGAAGGCAAUGCUAUUGUGGACUAUUAGUGACUUACCUGCAUAUGGAAAUCUGGCUGCCUUCAGAGUAAAAGGUAAGAUGGGAUGUCCAUUAUGUGGAAAGCAUACUGAUAGUUUAUGGUUACCUAAUAGCAGGAAGCAUGUUUACAUGUGUCAUAGAAAGGGAUUAUCACCCACGCAUAGUUACCAUGGGAAGAAGGCAUGGUUCGAUGGAAAAGUUGAAUAUGGAAGGAAGGGUAGGAUUCUAAUGGGUCAUAACAUAUCUGUGUUGCUGAAGAAUUACAAAAACGAGUUUGGAAAUGUUAGACAAGCUGGAAGGAAAAGAAAAAGGGUUAUUCCUGCAGAGUCAUUAGCUGAUAGUGAAGACGAAGAAUCUGAAUCAGAGGAGGAAGAGGAAGUAGAUGAAGAAGAAUUAUCUAGAUGGAAGAAACGAUCUAUCUUUUUCAAUCUUCCUUACUGGGAGCGAGCAUCAUUUCCACCUUGCUGCAUUGUGGAAAUUCAAAAGACGGUCUUAAUGCUCGUAAAGAUCUACAAGUCCUUGGUAUUAGGAAAGAGUUGUAUCCUAAAGCCAGAGGCAAACGAACUUACUUACCUGCAGCACCGUGGACUUUGUCAAAAGAAGAGAAGAGACUAUUCUGCAAGCGUCUACAUGAGUUCAAAGAACCGGAUGGUUAUUGCUCCAAUAUAUCCAGUUGCACUUAGAGGUCUUUUACCGAAAGGGCCUAGAAUAGCCAUUACACGAUUAUGUGCAUUCUUCAACAAUCUAUGUCAAUGUGUUGUUGAUAGGGAGAAAAUAUCAGGAAUGGAAAACGAAGUCGUUGAGACUAUUUGUAUGUUUGAGAGAUUUUUCCCACCUAGUUUCUUUGAUAUAAUGGUUCACUUGUGUAUACAUCUUGGGAGGGAAGCUAAAUUAGGUGGACCUGUGCACUUUCGAUGGAUGUAUCCUUUCGAGAGACACAUGAAACUGUUGAAAGACUACGUCAGGAAUCCUGCAAGACCGGAAUGA